GGAAAGAACAGGCUGCAGGGAUCUCAGUAUACACUGCUGUUGCAAUGUGGAUCCAUCGUGGAGGCAUUACUGUGUAUUAGGAGCUGAGAGGGAGGCCCAAGAAGCAGGAAUGGAGAAGGAAGACACAGAGCCUGCAGAGGAGAGAUUCCAGGAAAAGGCUUCGGACGAGGAGAUCUUGCACUACGAACAAAACAUCACGGAAUUGUCGCUCACCGUCAUCAACCUCCACGGCAAACUUGAACACCUGCAACACCAGAAGGCCAGAAAGGAUGAGGACUUUUCUGACCUGGGUUCAGAAUACAUGGCGAGCCUCCCCCGGUGUGCUCCGCUUUUCCCAAACGUGUCAUUGGCCCUGCCACCUCCGGUUCACAUUGAGGAAGGCCACGCUGACCUCUUCCCUGAUGUCCACAAAGCCAUGACGUCUCUUGAGAAUACCGUUUUGACCUACCGGAGCCGUAUCCCAAGCGCAGAACCCAGCCUGGAGGGAUAUGCCAAGGUGGCUGAGAGCCUGGAACAGAGUCUACGGAUGUUCCAAGAAGAUGACAAAGAGCCGCUGUCCCAGCUGUACGAUAAAGCAGAGGCUGGACCCCCACUGGAUGAGAGGAGCUGGUACAAGAGAGAAAUCAUCAUGUAUGAGCAGAGGAAUGCUGCCCUAAGAGUAUCUCUGGAUGUGAAGGAUGAGGAACUCCACCGGUCAAAGACCACCCUCUGCACGUACCAAGAAGAGCGGGAUAAGCUUCAGAGAAAGGUCAAAGAGCUGCAGGCUGCUCUGUGUAAGGUCGAGAAUCUCGCAGGUGGGUUUGGCAGCCCUGCUCAUGAAGGAGAAAAGUGUGGGUUUCAGGACCCAAUAACUGCAGCCCAGAACUUGAUCCGCUGCUUUCAGGGUGCCCCCAGCACCCACCCCAUCCACAGCCUCUUACCCCAGCAGAACCCAAAGCCCAUGGAGACACAAACAAAAGACAUGGAAGGCCAAAUCCUGCAGCUCCGUAGGUUCAUUGAAAAACUGAAAGGCCUGAACUUGCUUCUUUCAGCCACGCUGCAGGAAUGCAAGAACAACUCAGAACGACUCAGCCUGCUGCUAGACCGACAAGAGUCUGAUACCACUGCCCUCCGCUUGGCUGUGCAGUACAGCGAAGAGUGUUUGGAGGCCUAUGAAGUUCUAUGGUCCCUGACCACACCUCAGCAGCAUCCCAGAACUGAGUCAGCAGAGGUUGGAGAUGUCUCCAGAAGAGGUGACCCUGGCAGUUUCUGUCAUGAAAUGAAGGCAGCAGUGAUGGUUGAUGCUUUAAGGUCUUGGGAAGAAGGCUGCGUGAACAGUAAGAGCUCCACAGAGCUGAGAAGUUUGGAGGAGGACAGAAGGAAGGUUUUGCAAGAGUACAUCAGGCACCGGAGGAUAGAACAGGACUCUCUGAAGCUCCCCAUCCCACAGACACUGUCCGGUGCUGACUCUGUGGCAGCCAGAAUCAAUGCAGAGGUCAGAACAAAAGUAGCAGAGGUGCAGAGAGCUGUGUGUGCCGUUGUUCCUGCUGCAUGUCCCAAGAUGGAGAAGUUGCACCUGGUGCAAGGACUGCAGAUGGCCAAGGAAACCUUGGCUGACUUAAAUAUCAGGCUGCAUUUAAUGGAGAAGGAGAAGCGUUGCCUGGAGCUCCGGACAUAUACUCUGAAGGCUCAAGAGGCCGCUUGCUUGUUGAUCAUCCGGAUCCUUCAAGAGCUCUGUGAGUCAAAUCAGGGACAACUGUCUGGAUCUUCCGAUAGCAGUAGCAGUGAUGAAGACAGCAACCUAAAGGACUACAUUCCUACCUGUGUCUCCAAAGGGAACCGCUUCCGUUUAGUUCAGGAUUCUGGUGGACGGCAACCUGCUGCAGAUCCCAAGGCUCAGAUUCCAGACGUUCUUGAUACGUUGGCUCGGAACAGGGAAUUGAACGGUCAGAUCCAGUCGCUUCUAGUUGAGCUGGAGGAGAAACUCGAAGACUGCAGGGCCCAGGAGAUACAGCCAAUGGAGCUCACGAGGGAUUUUUUCAAAGCACACAGCACCCUGGUCCUUGCUUACCGGGGCUGUCCCGUGGGGGAGACUCAUUACAAAGAUGUUGUGCUGGAACUGUGGGAAGACUCAGAGCUCCUGGGUAUGACAGUGCUGCACGGGGAUCCAUGGGAGGUGGGCAAAAAGUUUGGAGGCCACCAUCCCCCCUCUGCCCCACGGACCUCCUGCCCCGUUGGAUGCAGGCAGCUCCAUUCGCUAGGCCACCGCUCCGUCCAGCCCCAACAGAUGUUCCUCCCGGCCGCCUGGGAUGCCAACCUCCAGACCUCCCAGCUAGAUUUGGCAGGUCCUGCCCCCGCCCCACCAGUGCAGGAUGGGGAAAAGGACGGCUGGAAUAUCUUGGGGGAGGGGGUUCAAGGUAGAGUUGUCAACCUUCAGGUGGAAGCUGAAGGUCCCCCUAAAUACACCACUGGCUCACGCCACCCACUUCAGCUUGAGAAGUUCCUGGCGAUUUGGGAGCAGAUCCUGGGGAGGAUGGAUUCGGGGGAAGGAGAUCAGCAGGGAUGUCAUGCGUUGGAGCCCACCCUCCGAAGCUGCAAUUUCCUCCAGGGGAACUGA
Sphaerodactylus townsendi is the source of this 2596-nucleotide messenger RNA. RefSeq names its product USH1 protein network component harmonin binding protein 1 (gene USHBP1). The transcript has 22 exons. NCBI's taxonomy places the organism in Eukaryota, Metazoa, Chordata, Lepidosauria, Squamata, Sphaerodactylidae. Bases 110 to 2596 code for a protein of 828 amino acids. The record is from RefSeq and is a predicted model, not a curated record.